CGUCACUUCCUGGAGACUGGCUGAAUCCGGAAGUGGUCCCCGAGGACGAGUUGCGGCUGAGGACCCCGCAGUGGUGCCAGCUUGGGGACCAUGAGCUGGAUUCCUUUCAAGAUUGUGCAGCCCAAGAAACAGAUUGUCUCCAAAACAGUGGAGAGAGACUUUGAAAGGGAGUAUGGAAAACUGCAGCAGUUGGAAGAGCAAACCAGAAGGCUGCAGAAGGACAUGAAGAAGAGCGCUGACGCGGACUUGGCCAUGUCCAAAUCUGCGGUGAAGAUCUCCUUGGACUUACUCUCUAACCCCCUCUGCGAGCAAGACCAGGACUUUCUGAACAUGGUGACAGCUCUGGACACAGCCAUGAAGAGGAUGGACGCCUUCAACCAGGAGAAGGUGAACCAGAUCCAAAAGACCGUGAUUGAACCUUUGAAAAAGUUCGGCAGCAUCUUUCCCAGCCUCAACAUGGCGGUUAAGCGGCGAGAGCAGGUCUUGCAGGACUACAGGAGACUGCAGGCCAAGGUGGAGAAGUAUGAAGAGAAGGAGAAGACAGGGCCAGUGCUGGCCAAACUCCACCAGGCCCGAGAAGAACUUCGACCUGUGCGGGAUGACUUUGAGGCCAAGAACAAGCAGCUCCUGGAUGAGAUGCCACGGUUCUACAACAGCCGGCUCGACUACUUCCAGCCCAGCUUUGAGUCUCUGAUCCGAGCACAGGUCGUAUACUACUCGGAAAUGCAUAAGAUCUUCGGAGACCUGACCCAGCAGCUUGACCAGCCUGGCCACCUGGAUGAGCAGCGGGAACGGGAGAAUGAAGCCAAACUGAGCGAGCUCAGAGCCCUCUCCAUCGUGGCUGAUGACUGACUCGCUCCCCUCUAAGGAGGCUCCUGGGAUCCAAGUCAGCCUGUUACCUCUGCCCCUUUCAAGCUUAGGCUUAGACUUUGGCCAGCCAAAGGCCGCCCCUGGGAGGAGUACAGCCACAGGUGGGCUGGGAGAGCAACGGUUCAGCGCUGCACACAGCCCGUUGGAAGCAACCAGCCAGUCGCCAGACCCCCAAGCAAGCUGACACCUCCCCACUCAUAGCAAGAACCCAAGAGAAGGUAAGGCGUGGCGAGAACCUCUGGGGCCUUCUUCCAAAAGCCAUCCAGAGCCCAUCCUGGCCUGGGCCCAAGCGAGCUUGCAGGCCACGGCCUCUGUUGGUGCAUUUGCGCGCUCAUCCUGGCUUGUGGUCAGGAUCGCCAUCUACCUCCACAUGACCCUUCCUGGUGCCCCACUUCCAAAGACAUCUUUCUCAGAGGCCCAGGAGCUCUGCUGCUCCAGCCUUCUCGCACGAGUUAGCUUAGCCCACUUCCUUACGUCAAAUGCAGGGAAGAGCCCCACUGACCCCAGUCCUGUAGCUUCCCUGGGAAACCAGGACUCAUAUAAAUGCUCUACCACAGACUAUCACCCCCAAGUCAGAGACCUCAAAGCAACAACAUUGGGUUUGUCUCACCCGAAUUUUUGUAAUUUUAUUUUUUCAAUAAAAUGUCCACAACUGUGCUGUUGCUGAGGAUCAACACAACGUCCCAGUCCCUUUCAGGGUUACACUGCCCCUGCUGAGCUGGCAGGGCCUCGCGGCUGGACAGCAGCCUUCAGCCG
Molecule: messenger RNA, 1626 nt
Organism: Condylura cristata (star-nosed mole)
Lineage: Eukaryota; Metazoa; Chordata; Mammalia; Eulipotyphla; Talpidae
Gene: BIN3
Product: bridging integrator 3
Exons: 9
Coding region: 91-852 (253 amino acids)
Biological process (GO): endocytosis; plasma membrane tubulation; actin cortical patch localization
Cellular component (GO): cytoplasm; actin cortical patch
Molecular function (GO): protein binding; lipid binding
Source: RefSeq, a predicted model, not a curated record